AGGCAGCGGGGGGCGGGACCCGAGUGUAGACCCGGAAGCGGGUGCUGGCCGGCCGGCUCGCCCGGGGGCCAUGGCAGCCGCGGCACCUGCAGCAGAAGGGGUCCCGAGUCGGGGGCCUCCGGGGGAGGUGAUUCAUCUGAACGUGGGAGGCAAGAGGUUCAGUACCUCUCGCCAGACUCUCACCUGGAUCCCAGACUCCUUCUUCUCCAGUCUUCUCAGCGGACGCAUCUCUACACUGAAAGAUGAGACUGGAGCUGUGAGUAGGGCAAGAGCUGAAACGGGGCAGCGGGUAGGAGGAGGGACAGGAGCCCCACUCAGCCCCGUGUUUUGUCCCAUCCAUCCUCUGCCCCCCUUCCCGCAGAUCUUCAUCGACCGGGACCCCACCGUCUUCGCCCCCAUCCUCAACUUCCUGCGCACCAAAGAGUUGGACCCCAGGGGUGUCCACGGUUCCAGCCUCCUCCACGAAGCCCAGUUCUACGGGCUCACUCCUCUGGUUCGACGCCUGCAGCUGCGGGAGGAGUUGGACCGAUCUUCCUGUGGAAACGUUCUCUUCAACGGUUACCUGCCUCCACCAGUGUUCCCAGUGAAGCGGCGGAACCGGCACAGCCUGGUGGGGCCCCAGCAGUCAGGGGGACGCCCAGCCCCCGUUCGACGGAGCAACACGAUGCCCCCCAACCUGGGCAAUGCAGGGCUGCUGGGCCGAGUGCUGGAUGAGAGGGCCCCUCCCUCCCCAUCGGGGCCACCAGAGGAGCCGGGGAUCGUGCGCCUGGUGUGUGGACACCACAACUGGAUCGCUGUGGCCUAUACCCAGUUUCUUGUCUGCUAUAGGCUGAAAGAAGCCUCUGGCUGGCAGCUGGUGUUUUCCAGUCCCCGCCUGGACUGGCCCAUCGAGCGACUGGCACUCACAGCCCGGGUGCUCGGUGGGGCUUUGGGUGAACAUGAUAAGAUGGUGGCAGCGGCUACAGGCAGCGAGAUCCUGCUGUGGGCUCUGCAGGCAGAAGGCGGGGGCUCCGAGAUAGGAGUCUUCCAUCUGGGGGUGCCCGUGGAGGCCUUAUUCUUCGUUGGGAACCAGCUCAUCGCCACGAGCCACACGGGGCGCAUCGGGGUUUGGAACGCCGUCACCAAGCACUGGCAGGUCCAGGAGGUGCAGCCCAUCACCAGCUACGAUGCGGCGGGCUCCUUCCUCCUCCUGGGCUGUGACAACGGCUCUAUCUACUACGUGGAUGUGCAGAAGUUUCCCCUGCGCAUGAAGGACAACGACCUCCUUGUCAGUGAGCUCUACCGGGACCCGGCAGAGGACGGAGUCACGGCCCUCAGCGUCUACCUCACCCCCAAGACCAGUGACAGCGGGAACUGGAUCGAGAUUGCCUAUGGCACCAGCUCAGGGGGUGUGCGGGUCAUUGUGCAGCACCCCGAGACCGUGGGCUCCGGGCCUCAGCUCUUCCAGACCUUCACCGUGCACCGCAGCCCCGUCACCAAGAUCAUGCUCUCGGAGAAGCACCUCAUCUCAGUCUGUGCCGACAACAACCACGUGCGCACGUGGUCCGUGACUCGCUUCCGGGGCAUGAUUUCCACCCAGCCCGGCUCCACCCCACUCGCUUCCUUCAAGAUCCUGGCACUGGAGUCGGCCGACGGGCAUGGUGGCUGCAGCGCCGGCAAUGACAUUGGCCCCUACGGCGAGCGGGACGACCAGCAAGUGUUCAUUCAGAAGGUGGUGCCAACCGCCAGCCAGCUCUUUGUGCGUCUUUCAUCCACUGGCCAGCGGGUGUGCUCGGUGCGCUCGGUGGACGGCUCCCCCACCACCGCCUUCACGGUGCUCGAGUGUGAGGGCUCCCGGCGGCUCGGCUCUCGGCCCCGGCGCUACCUGCUCACCGGCCAGGCCAAUGGCAGCCUGGCCAUGUGGGACCUGACCACCGCCAUGGACGGCCUCGGCCAGGCCCCCGCAGGUGGGCUGACCGAGGAAGAGCUGAUGGAGCAGCUGGAGCAAUGUGAGCUGGCGCCACUGGCUUCCUCUCGGAGCUCUCUCCCCAGCCCCUCCCCUCGCACCUCUCUCACCAGUCUCCACUCAGCCUCCCUGUCUGGCCGUCUUGGGAGCCUGAGCCCCCCCCAGGCUGAGGCCCGGCGCCGCGGGGGAGGCAGCUUCGUGGAACGCUGCCAGGAGCUGGUGCGGAGUGGGCCAGAGUCCCGACGGCCCCCGACACCAGCGCCUCGGCCCUCCACGGGUCUCGGGGCUCCCCUUGCACCCCCCAAGGUGAAGCUCAAUGAGACUUCCUUCUGAACACAGCUGCCAUGGUGCCUUUGGAUACCCAGGUCCUGGGCGGGGGACGGGGUGGGGUGGGGUGGCGGGGCUCAGGUGCCUCCCUGCUUCCUGUCAGAGCCCUGGGUUCAGGGCCAGGGCUUCCUUGGAAUGGUCGUUGUUACUAGGCCCCCACUGCCCCCCCCCCUUUUCUGGAGCCAAAGUCGCCCUCCCCUAAUAAAGUCGUCACUGCCAA
Messenger RNA from Felis catus (domestic cat), 2492 nucleotides. RefSeq names its product SH3KBP1 binding protein 1 (gene SHKBP1). Gene Ontology annotation, biological process: protein homooligomerization. The record is from RefSeq and is a predicted model, not a curated record. The transcript is spliced from 17 exons. Lineage: Eukaryota; Metazoa; Chordata; Mammalia; Carnivora; Felidae. Gene Ontology annotation, molecular function: protein binding. Bases 71 to 2278 code for a protein of 735 amino acids.